GGGGCGGAGUCAGGAGCGUUCAAAACACAGCUUGCCCUCAAUCCUCCUUGAUUUUUUUGCUUCCUGCCUCUUUUAUUUUUGCGCUUAUUUUCGCCACUGCCCCAGUUAUUUGAAGUACUUCGCGCUUUAUCGCCUUUUGUUUUAUUUGUCCUUUUAUUAUAAUGCGGCUGCUUUCCGUAUAUUCACCCCAAAAUACGUUUUUUUCCCCGGGAUUGUAUUCUCUAACAGCACCCUACUGUUGUUUGCGUGUUUGUUGCUUUCGGUGAAUAUGGACUAAUUGAAAAACUGUAAAUGCACCUGCCGUCCAAAGGAUACCCUGCAUUUGAAAACGAAGAGGAGUGUGUGCCCUGGGUGCAGCCUGUCCCGAGCUGUAGCGGCGAUGAAGAACCCAGGAGCCGGGGAGAGCCGCCGGCUGGUCGGCCUGCUGGAGGCCGCUCUGCUCCGGGAGGCUCGCCUCUGGAAGGCGCCUGUCUUCAAGAAUGGAUGCAUCCAGGGCACGGACAUCUCUUCAUCCCAACACCAAGAGGUUAUCCUUUGGCUCGGAGAGAUGAAUAGGCUUUUCCAGUUCUGUCCAGAGACCUUUGCACUGGGAGUCUGUGUCCUCAACCGACUGCUUUCUACUGUCAAGGCCCAACCAAAAUACCUGAAAUGCAUUGCUUUUACCUCAUUGGUCCUGGCUGCCAAAAUCAACGAGGAAGAUGAGGUAAUAGGUUCUGUUCAAGACCUGGUUGUGCAGAGCGGAUGCAACUUUUCAACAGCUGAGAUUCUUCGCAUGGAGAGGAUCAUUCUAGACAAGCUGCACUGGGACUUGUACACGGCGUCGCCAGUCGACUUCAUUCACAUAGUAAGUUAGCAGAUAGACAGGCAAAUAUAUUUUUUUUUUAACUGGAUCUGAGUUGUCAAGAGCAUUUCAUAGUGAGCUGGCUGGACUUUGAAAUGCUUUGUCAAUUCACAUCCUGGUCUUGCCUAAAAACACAGCUGAACAAAAGCACACAUUACACCAUCACACUUGCAUCAUGUCUGCUUCAAGAUGGUUGUUUCACAAACAUCCCCCUGCCCCCUCAGCAAAGAAUUGGUCCUAGAAGCGAUUGUGCAUUUAUUGGAUUUAACUCAUUGUGCCCAUUAUUAUAAUCUCCAUUCAGUCUUGGUUGGAGUGUGUCCUUUCCUUUUUUAUUCAUCACUGUAGCCAAGAAAGGAAAAUAAAACCAUGCUUCUCUCUAAUGCAAACAAUCAAA
Molecule: messenger RNA, 1235 nt
Organism: Perca fluviatilis (European perch)
Lineage: Eukaryota; Metazoa; Chordata; Actinopteri; Perciformes; Percidae
Product: cyclin-I-like
Exons: 5
Coding region: 380-853 (157 amino acids)
Biological process (GO): regulation of cyclin-dependent protein serine/threonine kinase activity; mitotic cell cycle phase transition
Cellular component (GO): cytoplasm; cyclin-dependent protein kinase holoenzyme complex; nucleus
Molecular function (GO): cyclin-dependent protein serine/threonine kinase regulator activity
Source: RefSeq, a predicted model, not a curated record